Planococcus citri (citrus mealybug) is the source of this 2282-nucleotide messenger RNA. Its product is annotated as potassium channel subfamily K member 1-like. Gene Ontology annotation, biological process: stabilization of membrane potential; potassium ion transmembrane transport. Bases 239 to 1267 code for a protein of 342 amino acids. Gene Ontology annotation, molecular function: potassium ion leak channel activity; outward rectifier potassium channel activity. NCBI's taxonomy places the organism in Eukaryota, Metazoa, Arthropoda, Insecta, Hemiptera, Pseudococcidae. The record is from RefSeq and is a predicted model, not a curated record. Gene Ontology annotation, cellular component: plasma membrane. The transcript has 4 exons.
UUUUUACGUUCGCAUUUUCAAGUCGAAUUCGUUGGGCGAAAGAUCUUCCGAUGUUCGCUUAAAAGUUUGAAAAAUCCGGCGCGAAUUUGUCGUUAUUGUUUUUUCGGUAUCGUGUUAAUUAUAAUUUUUGAGAUGACGAGUAUAUCGAUAGAAUAUCAAGUGAUGAGAUUCCUUGUUAUGGAUUGUAUAAUUUGAGUUUUCGUUUCGUGAGCUAGGUAUAUAGUUAAGAAUCUACGAUAUGAUUCAAAUAGCAAAUAUGGAGAGCUUUCGAACUGCUCAUUUUCGAAAAGUUUACGGUUUUCGGCGUAGUUCUUUUUUGUGUUGUUUUUUCAUCCUGUUCUACGCUAUGUAUUUAAUCACCGGAGCUUUAAUGUUCGCCGCUUUGGAGUCGCCUAUGGAGAGAAAAGCUCAGUAUAAAGCCAAAGAAAAGUUAACUCAAUUUUUAAUGGAGCAUUCUUGCAUCUCAAAAAAAGAACUAAACGAUCUUCUGACGGUGGCUCUGGAAGCGAACAAUAAUGGAGUCAGUUUUGAAGGCAAUGAUUCAUAUGCAUAUCCUAGCAGCGAAUCGAAUUGGUCAUUUUCUCAAGCUUUAUUUUUCACGGUUACCAUUUUGACUACCAUAGGUUAUGGACGAAUAACUCCCAGGACGACAGCGGGCAAGAUAUUCUGUAUAUUAUACAUCAUUGUAGGACUACCUUUGACAUUGACCCUCGGCACAGCGGUAGUACAACGAGUAAUGAUACCCAUACUCAUAUUCGAGCAAUUCCUCCACAAAAAGCUGGUCCAUACAAUGACUCCAUUUCAAAUAAAAAUGUUACACUUCAUCGUAGUUACUGCGUUCCUACUCAUAUUUCUGUUAUUCAUUCCGGCAUAUGUAUUUUCAACCAUAGAACCAGAAUGGAAUUAUCUUGAUGGACUAUACUAUUGUUUUAUCACGUUGACCACUGUUGGAUUGGGUGACUAUAUCCCAGGAGAUGUGCCUAAUCAGCAGUAUAGAGCGUUAUACAAAUUUUUUUCCACUGGUUAUUUGUUCUUUUCGUUAUUAUGCGUUCUCGUCAUCGUGACCAUGUUCAACGACAUCCCUCAAUUAAACAUAGGAGUAUUGUUCAAUCUGGAAAGCGAUACAGAUGGAGACAGUUCCGAAAGGGUUCAUUUAAACCGACGCCGUUCUUCAGUACGAAAUUACACUUCAGCAAGUACCAACGAUUUAGUAGGCUAUGAUCGAGUUACUACACAAACAAGCUUGCCAGAAUCUGUCGAGCCUUAAGUAAAGAUAACACGUCGUACCUAUGAUGAAGGGUAUGGGAAUUGUUUGAUAGAUUUGACGAACUGACCCGACAGAGAGUACCUAAUUUAUUUUCCAUCUUGGUUGAGAAAAAAAAUGACUCGAUCUUUUCUCUGAACGGUGUAGAAAGUAGCGGGGGAAAAAACCGUUGAAUAUGAAAGCAAACAGAUACCUACGUAAAUAUUUGUAUUCGUGUGUAUUGGUGCCUACAAUUUCGGUGUAGUUUCCUAAAUUAUCAAACAAGGGGAUGAAAAUACCAUAGGUAGGUAUUUGCAGUUUAUAAAAAUAAACAAAAUACCAACUAAAAAUAUUUCAAAGAGUGGGAAAGGCUAAAGCGCUUAAAGUCAUUUUAAAAUGCGAAUGUAGAAUUUUCGAUGACCCAUUUCACGGAAUUACCUACCAAAAAACAGAUGGAAGUGAGAUAAAUUUGGUACAUUUGGGGUAAAUUUUCUUGAGACUGCCGUUCGAGUUACGGAAUCGUUGCAUUUAAAAAAAAAAUAGUAAUAAUAAAAAAGGAAAAAAACAUACGACCAUUGGCUUUUUAAAAAUAAAACGUUCGUAAUCUAUAGAAAUAUUAUCCCUUAUUGUCUUCUUGUUACACGCGAUUACCUUUCUUGUACCUAGUCGUCUUAAGGAGUUUAUUACGUACAUAUUUUAAUUUUUGUUGAUUUUUUUUACUAAUGACUGGUUGUAUUUGUGUGUAUGAAUGAGAUGUAUUUUUUUUUUAAAAUAAUGUUUUAUUACAAAAUUACCAUUAAAUUUACUGUAUGUGUCAAAUGAUGAAUUCCCUAGUCACCAAGUACGUAUUGCAUGGUGGUAUUCCUGUGAGCAAGUAGUCCAAUUUUUCAACAAAAAAAAAGUUUAAUUUUUUAAAAUAAUUUGACUUUUGUGUGUUGAUUUUUUUUACGUACCUAUGUAAUUAAAUACUUAAUAAAUACUCGUAUGUAGUUGUAUAUGGUAUGUACGUGAAAUGUAAUACUUAAUACUUAUCUUUCGA